CGUACAGCGACCGCAACAACACAAACAGAAGAGUCCGCAGCUAAAACAAGGAAGUGAAGGGCUGAUACAUAGCAUCAUCGACACUGUUUUUAUGUUAUCCAGAAGGCCAAGAUAUACUUUCAGCCUUUGAUACACUUGGAUUGUAGCACACGACAAUUUUGGACAAUGAACAAUAAAGCCUCCUAUCCCCAGCAAGCUGUGUACCCCCCCCAACCUGGCACAGCGCUUUACCCACCCGGAAUGCAGGUCUCCCCCCAGGCACCUCCCUACUCCGAAGCCCCCCCUUCAUAUUCUGAGAUCUACCAGCCCAGGUACAUGCACGCACCCCAGGCUCCAGGCCAGCUGCCGCACAUCUCCGCAGCCUACCCCAGCACGCAGAUGUUUGUACCCCUGCCGCAGACUCUGCCAAUGGGACCAAUGAGCCACACCAUUCCCAUGGCGUACUACCCAGUGGGUGCUCUCUAUCCACCGGGCUCCACAGUGCUGGUGGAUGGUGGCUUUGAUGCAGGAGCACGCUUUGGGCCAGGUGGCAGCGCCACUCUUCCUGCCCCUCCCCCCGGGCACCUGCCCAACGCAGCGCAGCUCGCAGCCAUGCACGGCGCCAACUUGGUGAUGGCACAGCGCAAGAACAACUUCUUUCUGGGGGGUUCCAAUGGGGGCUACACCAUCUGGUAACAUCCAGUACUAUCUGGGCUUCUAUGGCCUUCUUCACCUCAUCAAAAUCCCUCGUCCGUCACCUUCCCCAGGGCUGCUUACUGCAAUACUGAUAUCACCUAACAGAAUGUAAUAUUUUAUUGCCCAACCUCAAGGUGCAGUACUCCGCUUGCCCGAGUCCAUGUAAAGUUGCCCAAUAGGAAGGCAGGGCUACCAAACAGACAGCAGCACGUUGGAAACUUGGAGUACCCCAGGUACCCCACUGUACACCAGGGAUUACAUUGGGGGAAAGCCCCCCUAUUUUUAAGUCAGUGUGUAGAAAAACAGAAAUUGCAUUUUGUCUUCCUCAAAAAAGUGUUUUCCUUCUAAUGCAGCAUUAGGGUCCCUUUUUCAGUUCUUCAACACAUAAGAUUUUAAAUAUGCCUUGUAAUAUUAAUCACAUUCUGAUAUAAAAUUAUACUGUAAAUCAAUUGAUUAUCUAAACCAGAUGGGAUGUUUCAUAUGUAUCCUGUUUCACACAUUCUUUCUUUAGAAUUCCAGUUCAGAACUGUCAGAAGCAGCAUAACAAUGAAAUUAGAUGUGAUGGAAACAGAGAUCAGUGGGUUAGUGGACCUUUCAGAGCAACUAUAGAUGAACAUUAUCAGGUGCCAGAGUUUUCAAUGCACCCUUAUUUAGGAAAGAAAAAAAACUUAGUAGCAUCCUGAAGUUAAUUGCAGUGUAGGUCACAUUGUAGCCUGGAUUGGAAGGAGUGGUUGGCAUCAUAACAUUAAAAUAUGAGUGUCAUUGUGUUUUGCCAGACAUUUAGGUCAGAGUUUGCUUCAGUACAACUUAAACUGUCUAGCACAUGUCCUGUAACGUUUUCUAGCAUGUAUAGUUACUGUAUAUCAUUUAUUUUUUCUUACCCAAAGCAUAAUUAGUAUAUCAUUUUAAUAUCCUUCCUAAAAUAUGGGUAAUGAUCAAAAGGCUACAUUUUUAUAUUCGAAACAAUUAUAUUGAUAAUCUAGAGUUAAUUACAGUGUAUAAUCAAUUGAUUGUUUAAGGAGGCUGGAUACAGUUUAAUGCUGAAUAACAUGCAGUUUCACUUUAUUAAAGAGAAAAUUCCAGUGAAAUUUUAACAUGUGAGCAUUGUGAUAUAUCAGCCCAAGUAUGUAUUGUAGAUAUUCCCAGAGGUGGUCUCUUUUCCUUGAAAGAGAGUGUUUAAGUGAGACCAUUCUGAGGUAAUGCUAUAGUGUUAAGCAAAGUUAGUCAGUCUUUUAUGGUGGGCUAAGUUUUAGACCUUAAACUUAAUGUUAUACUUUAUCUCUCCAUUUAUUAUUCAGUGGCUGUCACUUAUUUUUAAAUAUUACAUAGUCAAGUUUAAGGAAAAGAAAUCAAGAGUAAUGGUUCCAUUGCACAACUACCAGAGUGAUGCAGUUCAGCUUCAAAAUUGUCUCAUAUAUCCCCUGUAUAUAAUUAUAAUAAUAAAAAAAUAAUAAUUUUAUAAUGAUAUUCUAAAAUCAUCAAAGCCUGAUGUUUGAAAUAUAAUUUGCAUAAAAGUACUCAGCUAGUCAGACACUGCAAAAUUAGUGAUUCAUUAUCUUUCCUGAAAUGUAAAGGCUAUCUGCCAGUAUUACAUACAUUGAUGAAUGAUGAAACACUAAUGUGCUAAUGCACAUGCACUUAAUGACAGAGCAUCAUUAUUUCUACACUUACAUAACUGCAAAGCUGGUGCUUAUUCAUGCUUUUUGACGUAAUUAUUGCUCAGCAUAGACAUUUGCUUGUUUAAACGCCUUUACUUUCAGUUAGUUUUAGAUACUGGGUAUCUAAUCGGGCGGCACGGUAGCACAGUGGUUUGCAUGGUUACCUCACACCUCUGGAGACCCGGCUCUACCUGAAUGGAGCUUGCAUGUUCUCCUUGUGUCGUCAUGGAGUUUCCUCCAGGUUCUAUGGUCCCUCCGCUCCCCGUCUAAAAAAAUGCUGAGGUGAAUUGGAGAUGCCAAAUUGUCCGUAGAUGUGAAUAUGUGCGCGUGAAUGGCAUGUGUGCUCUGCAAUGGGUUGGCACCCCAUCCUGGGUUGUUUCCUGCCUUGCACCCAUAGCUUCAACGAUAUGCUCCAGACCCCCACGCCCCUGCAUAGGAGAAGUGGGUAUGGAUGGAUGGAUUGAUGGAUAUGUAAUCUAACAAUGUUUUUCUGCUUAUGCACUACAAACAAGACUCCUUGAAUCUACAAGCUUCUCGUCUUCCCAUUGUGAAUACAUUUCAUAAUAGCACUUGCACUAAUAUUUAAUAUCCAUGGACUUAACCUUUAUUAUUCUCUCCAAAAAACAUCUAACAUUUCUUUAAAGUACUUCUAUUAGUGCAAAAAAAAGAGACCCACUCAUGUUGUUUUCCUGGUUUUCCACCGGUUAUUGCGCCUUCCAUAAGGGGACGUGGCAGGGUACAGUACUCUCAGAGUAACCAGAGUUCUGCUCACUAUCUGUUAAGGGCGCCAAUCAAACUUUAGGGUGAAAUACAUUUCUGUGUAGUAAUUGUGGACAUGAAUAGUUCAGGGACUGUCUUACAUUUUUAUAUGUACAUAUAUAUUAAAACCAAUGGAUUCUGGUGAAUAUAUUUUAUCUUCUGAGGUGUUUGAGAAAGAUUUGAAUGUCACUGUGUGCUGUGUGUAAAGAAUUUGGACACUUGACAAAAGGACAUUGGAAAAGAUUUUGUAGUGGAGCUGUGGUGCACUUAACUUUUUAUACUAAAUGUAAAAGAAAGAUUAAAAUUUAAAAUAAAGAGAGAGUAUUUUGGAAA
Molecule: messenger RNA, 3425 nt
Organism: Brienomyrus brachyistius
Lineage: Eukaryota; Metazoa; Chordata; Actinopteri; Osteoglossiformes; Mormyridae
Gene: dazap2
Product: DAZ associated protein 2
Exons: 4
Coding region: 166-675 (169 amino acids)
Source: RefSeq, a predicted model, not a curated record